UAUCCGUAUUUAUGAUCAAAUUAAUGUCAUUUAUUAUUGAAAUUGAUGGGUCAUAGCUCAUGGUGCUGCCACCUGUCCGGGUGUGUGACUCUUUGAUGAACCUCUCAAUGAGCACCACCUGUGGCAGAUGAAUCAGCCGUAAGCGCCACUGACCCCUGCAGCCACCGAGGGGACGGUGUCACCACGAAAGACGCGCACUUGCUCUUCCACUCCUAAGAAAAUUCAUGCCGGAGCUGUCGACGUCCUUGCACAGCUACUCAGUUAAUCAUCUGCCCACGCCAGGAUGCACCGCUCCGCUCUGCAGAUUCAGAGAAAUGUUUCCGCCUGUUUGUCAUUACUGCUUUCUUGACUGCUGGAUGUAGACGCCGAGUCGCCGCCGAAGCCGCCGCUGCUGCUUCCGUUCAAGUUUUGAUCAUCGCCUCAGUCUUUUGACAGUGUCAGCAAGGUGUGAUUUCAGAUUUUUCUCCUUGGAAAGCGCCCGGUGAUAAUUUUUGUGUCCACGACCAACGCAGUAUGCGAGCAGAGGGGCUGGAGGUUGGCGGACACCGGGACUGAGUGCUCGGCGGAGAUCUCAGACACCGUGCGCGUCUUUCUUGGACACAUCUCGGGAGAUAACUGAGUGUUGGGCUCUCACAGUUUUUCUUGGCAUUGCAAUGUCCACGAGAAAGGCAUCGUUGACGGACAAGCAGACUAAAAACGGCACAUCAAAAUAUGUGUUGGAGAGAUGCGCUUCUAUUAACGAGUAUUAUGAUAUUGCUUUCAAGGUGAUGCUGCUGGGAGAUUCGGCCGUGGGGAAGACGUGCGUGUUGGUGCGCUUUAAAGACGGGGCAUUUCUGGGAGGCAACUUUAUAGCCACCGUUGGAAUAGACUUUAGGAAUAAAGUGGUAGAUGUCGACAACUUUAAAGUCAAACUCCAGAUCUGGGAUACAGCCGGCCAAGAGAGAUUCCGCAGUGUAACGCACGCCUACUACAGAGAUGCCCAGGCUUUACUUUUGCUUUAUGAUAUCACCAGCAAGCCAUCGUUUGACAAUAUCAGGGCUUGGCUGACUGAAAUACACGAGUAUGCCCAGAAGGAUGUGGUCAUCAUGUUGCUCGGCAACAAGUCAGACAUGGCUGCAGAGAGGGUUGUGAAGACGGAGGAAGGAGAGAAGCUGGCGAAGGAAUAUGGAGUACCGUUUAUGGAGACCAGUGCGAAGACGGGAGUCAAUGUGGAUCUGGCUUUUCACGCUAUUGCAAAGGAGCUGAAGCACAGAGCAACGCAGCAGCCCAAUGAGCCCAAGUUCCAGAUUCAUGACUACAUUGAGUCUCAGAAGCACAAGACCGGCUGCUGUGGCCUCAUGUAGCUGAUGCUGAACACCGGGCAGAGAGAGACACGCAUAGAAAAAGAAAGAUAGGGGUGGGGGGAAUGAGGUAAAAUCGUCUGCUGUCUCUUUUAUGAAAGCCAAUCCCAGCACCAAACCCUGAGAAGCAGACGCCCUCGUCUUCUCCACUGAGCUUUUUUGGCUGAAUGAAAUCUGGACUGACUGCCAUCCCUUAAUCUGAAAUGUGAAUUUAAAUCUUUUAUGUCAUGCGUAGAAAUGUUUGUGGUCUUUGUGGUGACAGUUGUAUCAAACUACAAGUCAGGAGCUACAAUCUGAAAUGCUAUACCCAUCUGCAGGGACUAAAAAAAAAAUUUGAAAAUGUUUUAAAAAAAGACACAUUUAUUGUUCUACUCUUGAUGAACUGCAGGUUUCUAUGAGCCAUCAGUAUGACCGUCGACAUGGAUAUAGCAUUUUGCCAUGCAGCUCUUAGUUUGUUUCAUCCUAGUUUUACCAGGCUGUGAAAUGAACCCCUUUUGGCCUUACAGUCUUUAAUCCUUGAGAAUUUAGUGUGUUUGAGAAGUGGACUUGAGUCUCACAGUCAGAUUGUAGCUAAAAUGAUCCCGUCUGUUCACGUGUACUGCUGUUAGAUAGAAUAAAGCCAACGUUUUGAGGGCGCUCACCCACUGUGUGUCUGUCUGUACAUUCAAUUCAGGGCAAGUGAAACUUCAUCCAAAGUACUGUACAUGUAACUGUGCUGGAGGAUCAUCCUGCUGUUGCAACAGGCUACAUUCAAAGAGAUUAUUUUUUACUGCCUUCAUGUCUCUGCUUAUAGAUUCCUCGGCAUGCCCUUUUUACCGUUACCUUACAAUUCACACUGCAACAGCACAGCACUCCCAGACAUUCCUUUAAUGAUGGAUGUUGUUGUCUAGACUGUACCUGAGCUGUAUUUGUUCACGCACCGCAUUGUGCAACUUGUUCUUUGUACAAUGUUCAUUAUGAAUGUUUGCUUGUCAAACUUGCUCAAUGUCAUGUUUGUCCUUCUUCACAGUGAUCACAAAGUGCCACGAAAAAGUGCUUUGUUAUCAUACUAUAUAUAUAAAAAAAGGUAUAUUUUGUAAUGUA
This is a messenger RNA of Amphiprion ocellaris (clown anemonefish), 2423 nucleotides long. RefSeq lists its product as uncharacterized. The transcript has 9 exons. Gene Ontology annotation, biological process: protein localization to plasma membrane; protein secretion; cellular response to insulin stimulus. NCBI's taxonomy places the organism in Eukaryota, Metazoa, Chordata, Actinopteri, Pomacentridae. Gene Ontology annotation, molecular function: GTP binding; GTPase activity. Gene Ontology annotation, cellular component: trans-Golgi network transport vesicle; endosome; synaptic vesicle. The record is from RefSeq and is a predicted model, not a curated record. The coding region runs from base 654 to 1343 and encodes 229 amino acids.